UUUCCUCUUCUGGCUCACUCAGGUCUUUUCCGAUGUGGCCUAUAUGACUCAGAUCUUCAGAACUUAAUGAAUUAGAUGACUGGACUACAAUGUGGAAAAAAUCAUGACAGCAAAUGUGGCUUGUCCUGGGGCCGUCAAUGCCGUAAAGGAAGUCUGGGAAGAAAGGAUAAAGAAACACAACGAAGAGGUGAAGCGAGAGAAGGAAUUUCAGUACAAGCUAGUGCGCAUCUGGGAAGACCGAGUCAGCUUAACUAAGCUCAAAGAAAAGGUCACCAGGAAAGAUGGAAGAGUCAUUUUGAAGAUAGAAAAGGAAGAAUGGAAGACUCUCCCUUCUUCCUUACUGAAACUGAAUCAACUACAGGAAUGGCAACUUCAUAGGACUGGAUUGCUGAAAAUUCCUGAAUUCAUUGGAAGAUUCCAGAACCUCAUUGUGCUAGACUUAUCUCGAAACACAAUUUCAGAGAUCCCCCGAGGAAUUGGUCUGCUCACUAGACUUCAGGAACUGAUCCUUAGCUACAACAAAAUCAAGACUGUGCCCAAAGAACUGAGCAACUGUGCCAGCUUGGAGAAGCUGGAGCUGGCUGUGAACAGGGACAUAAGUGACCUCCCAGCAGAGCUCAGCAAACUGUUAAAACUCACUCACCUUGAUCUGAGCAUGAAUCACUUCACUGCAAUCCCUCCUGCUGUGUUGGACAUGCCUGCCCUCGAGUGGCUGGAUAUGGGAGGCAACAGCCUUCAACAGCUUCCUGACACAGUAGAAAGAAUGCAAAGUUUACAUACAUUGUGGCUACAGAGGAAUGAAAUAACAUGCCUACCAGAGACAAUCAGAAAUAUGAAAAACUUGGGGACUCUUGUUCUCAGCAAUAACAAACUACAAGAUAUUCCAGGCUGCAUGGAAGAAAUGACAAAUCUGAGGUUUGUCAACUUUCGAGACAAUCCAUUGAGAUUGGAAGUGACACUUCCUGCCAGUGACAGCUCAGAAGGAGAGGAGGAGCAGGAGCUAUUUGGGGUUCAGUUCAUGCACGCAUACAUCCAAGAGUCACGGAGAGCAGAUGAGCAAGUCAACUGUUGACUCAAAUGCCAAUCUCUAUACAUUCUGAAGGAGAAAGUAACGUAAAGAGCCUUGCUGAAAGGAAUACCUUGAGAACUUGGUGAAUAUUUUUGUGAAUAUCAAAAUAUAAUUUGAAAAGAGUUUCC
This is a messenger RNA of Acomys russatus (golden spiny mouse), 1197 nucleotides long. It is a transcript of the gene Lrrc39, whose product is annotated as leucine rich repeat containing 39. Bases 104 to 1072 code for a protein of 322 amino acids. The transcript has 8 exons. Lineage: Eukaryota; Metazoa; Chordata; Mammalia; Rodentia; Muridae. Gene Ontology annotation, molecular function: protein binding. The record is from RefSeq and is a predicted model, not a curated record.